AUGGCAAAAUCAAGUUCCUUUCAACUAAUUUCAUGGCUUGUAAUAUGUUCAGUUUCUACCAUAGUAUUAGCUAGUAAAUCAAGUCAUGAACAUGAAACUAAAGCUGUAGAUGAUUAUCUUCCAAGUUAUUAUCCUCAGCCUCACAAAAACCUCCUAAAUGUCAUUGAUUCGUGUUGGAGAUUGAACGACGAUUGGGCGUCCAAUCGCAAGGCUUUAUCAGAUUGUGCAAUAGGGUUUGGAAGUAAUGCUAUAGGAGGUAAAUAUGGUGACAUUUACGUGGUCACUGACCCUUCUGAUGAUCCUGUAAAUCCUGAACCAGGCACUCUUAGGUAUGGCGUUAUUCAGUCCGAGCCACUUUGGAUCAUUUUCAAAAAGGACAUGGUACUUACACUUAAGAAUGAACUUAUGGUCAAUAGUCACAAGACUAUAGAUGGCAGAGGUGCCAAAAUUGAGAUUUCUAAUGGUCCAUGCAUAACAUUGGACUAUGUUACAAAUGUUAUUAUUCAUGGGAUUAGUAUCCAUGAUUGUAAGCCUAGUAAAAAAGGGAUGGUUCGUAGUAGUCCUGAACAUGUUGGUGAAAGAUUGGGCUCUGAUGGUGAUGCCAUAAGUGUGUUUGGAUCGUCUAAUGUUUGGAUUGAUCAUUGUUAUCUUGCUCGCGCAACGGAUGGCCUACUCGAUGUUACUCAUGCUUCAACUGCAGUAACUAUCUCCAACAAUUACUUCACUGAGCAUGACAAAGUUAUGUUGUUGGGGCACAAUGAUGAAUAUACUGCAGACAGAAGCAUGAAAGUCACGGUAGUUUUCAACCAUUUUGGCCGUGAACUAGUUCAAAGAAUGCCAAGGGUUAGAUUUGGUUAUGCUCAUGUGGCCAAUAAUUAUUAUGAUCAAUGGUUAAUGUAUGCCAUUGGUGGGAGUGCAGAUCCAACAAUAUUCAGUGAGGGAAAUUAUUUCAUUGCUCCUGACAAAGCUUACAACAAAGAGAUCAGAUAUAUUCACUUCUUCAUUCCUUUUCCAAUUUGA
Molecule: messenger RNA, 1020 nt
Organism: Nicotiana tabacum (common tobacco)
Lineage: Eukaryota; Viridiplantae; Streptophyta; Magnoliopsida; Solanales; Solanaceae
Source: RefSeq, a predicted model, not a curated record